Molecule: messenger RNA, 1438 nt
Organism: Nicotiana attenuata
Lineage: Eukaryota; Viridiplantae; Streptophyta; Magnoliopsida; Solanales; Solanaceae
Product: ubiquinol oxidase 2, mitochondrial
Exons: 4
Coding region: 136-1197 (353 amino acids)
Biological process (GO): alternative respiration
Cellular component (GO): mitochondrion
Molecular function (GO): alternative oxidase activity
Source: RefSeq, a predicted model, not a curated record
UUUCGUAAACCCUUCACACAACACAAAAAAAAAAAAGAAAACAGAAAUAUUACAAAAAGAAAACCUCUUGCCUUCUUCCCCAAGAUUCUUUCCAAACUUCCUGCAACUCUUGAAUUUUGAUCGAAGUUAUUAAAGAUGAUGAUACGUGGAGCGACAAGGAUGACCCGAACUGUGAUGGGUCACAUGGGUCCACGUUACUUCUCCACUGCAAUUCUUCGAAAUGACGCCGGAACCGGGGUUAUGACUGGCGCCGCCGGUUUCAUGCAUGGGGUUCCGGUGAAUCCAUCGGAGAAAGCGUUGCUGACGUGGGUUAGGCAUAUUCCAGUGAUGGGUUCACGCAGCGCUAGUACUAUGGCUUUGAAUGAUAAGCAGCACGAUAAGAAAGUGGAAAAUGGCGGCACCGCCGCAUCUGGCGGCGGUGAUGGCGGUGAUGAGAAAUCAGUAGUGAGUUAUUGGGGUGUUCCGCCUUCAAAGGUUACUAAAGAGGACGGUACUGAAUGGAAAUGGAAUUGCUUUAGGCCAUGGGAGACGUACAAGGCUGAUUUGACAAUAGAUCUGACGAAACACCACGCGCCAACCACUUUCUUGGACAAAUUUGCUUAUUGGACUGUUAAGGCUCUCCGAUACCCCACUGAUAUAUUUUUUCAGAGGAGAUAUGGUUGUAGAGCAAUGAUGUUGGAAACAGUGGCUGCAGUGCCUGGAAUGGUGGGAGGAAUGUUGUUGCACUGCAAAUCACUGAGGCGAUUCGAACAGAGUGGAGGAUGGAUCAAAGCACUGUUAGAAGAAGCUGAAAAUGAGAGGAUGCAUCUAAUGACUUUCAUGGAAGUUGCCAAGCCUAAUUGGUACGAGCGUGCACUUGUCUUUGCAGUGCAAGGCGUCUUCUUCAACGCCUACUUUGUCACUUACCUUGUUUCUCCAAAGUUGGCUCAUCGUAUCGUUGGAUACUUGGAAGAAGAGGCUAUUCAUUCCUACACUGAGUUCCUCAAGGAAUUGGACAAGGGUAACAUUGAGAACGUCCCUGCUCCUGCUAUUGCCAUUGAUUACUGGCGUCUCCCUAAAGACUCCACUCUCCGUGAUGUUGUCUUGGUUGUUAGGGCUGACGAGGCUCAUCACCGCGAUGUCAACCACUUUGCAUCUGACAUUCAUUAUCAGGGACAACAGCUCAAGGACUCUCCAGCACCAAUUGGGUAUCACUAAUACACAGAGAUCCAUCAAGUUAAAUGUAUCUUCUUUUUUGUACUGGUAUAGAGCUAAUGUAGUACCUACUACGUACUAUUUUGAAUGUUGAUGUACAUAUAUUUUUUUUUUCUGUUGAUUUGGUUGGUUUUUUACUACUGCCUUCAUGAAUCUCUGAGAUAGCAGUAGAGCACAAUGAUUGGAGCAUAUACCUUCUUGAUAAAAUUUACCAUCUUGGUUUUUCCAAGACCAUUUGCUUUUC